UCACACCAUGGCCACCAAGAUCGACAAGGAGCCCUGCCGAGAAGCUUACAAUCUAGUCCGAGACGACACCAAUGGCAUCAGCUGCUCGAUGAUUUGGGCUACAGAGUUCCCUUCCAGCUUUGUUCCCGGACGAGUGCGGCUCAGUCCUGAAAGAAUUUAUGAAACGCACAUCGCAGGGAGAGGACCGGGGGAAAAGAAAGACGGCUAUUUUUAUGUCUUUGUAAGCCGCGCGAGGUCGGAGCUCAGGACGUGUGGGAGAGGUUUGCCUGAGUGUGGGAGAGAUGACGUCAGGCUGUUCGCUUAUAUUAGGGUCACCACUGGAGACGCUCUGAGCAAGAGGGUGAAGUUUGCCUUAAUCACAUGGAUCGGCGAGAACGUUGGCGGCCUGCAGAGAGCCAAAACCGGCACGGACAAGACGCUGGUGAAGGACAUCGUGCAGAAUUUUGCCAAAGAGCUGGUCAUCACCGACCGCAAAGAUCUGGCUGAGGAUUACAUCAAGUCCGAGCUAAAGAAGGCCGGAGGUGCCAACUACGACGCUCAGACAGAAUAAUCUCACCGCGCUGCUUUUUCGUAUGAAGCCAAGAAGUCGCCGCAACGAAAACAACUGGAGAACCGGCGGAAGCUGUAAAAAAAAAAAAAGAA
This is a messenger RNA of Nanorana parkeri, 642 nucleotides long. RefSeq names its product coactosin like F-actin binding protein 1 (gene COTL1). NCBI's taxonomy places the organism in Eukaryota, Metazoa, Chordata, Amphibia, Anura, Dicroglossidae. The record is from RefSeq and is a predicted model, not a curated record. The transcript is spliced from 4 exons. Gene Ontology annotation, biological process: regulation of actin filament polymerization. The coding region runs from base 8 to 550 and encodes 180 amino acids. Gene Ontology annotation, cellular component: actin filament; plasma membrane; cortical actin cytoskeleton. Gene Ontology annotation, molecular function: actin filament binding.